UAAGCUUCCUUGAAAGUUAUUUUUGAAGUGCCAAUCUUUGCAAUUUCAGUGGAAAAUACGUCCAACUCUGAUAUGGACUCUCAAGACUCCUUUGGGAAUGACGAGGCUAACGCAAAUGACGCCGUUCCAGUUGUGGAGGAUGAAGAAUUGGUUCGAGAAGGAGUCUUCAACCAGAUCAGAAACUCCUUGAAUCAAAACGGGAUCAAAUUGUGGGUAGAGCCGUAUUGUAAGGAGGGCAUUCCUCAAGGCGACAAAUUGCUAGAACUCGCUUGCAGUCUGUCACCUGUUCUGGGCAUCGAUGAUAUGACUCUGAUGGAGGGCAUCAAAUACCUCCAAAGUAACGCCUUAGAAAAACUGGCCGCCCGUGACACUCUCAACAAAUCCGGACAGAUUCAGCUCCGCUUGAAGAUCCCUCGAAAUCUCGUCAAAGAAUCCGUCUCGAACCUUGUUGAAGUGAACCGAGAGGCCCGCGGAUGCGAUUUGGCCGAAUCCGUGGCAACUAUUGUGAAAUGUUCUCCGGAUGCCCUCAAACUGGUUGCCAACGGCAAAGUCAUCAACAACGACUUGGGCGUCUUGGAGCAAGGCUUGAAACCCGGAAUGGUCCUCAUGAUUGUCAGUCUCAACAAAAACGACAAGUCCCUGCAAGUUUUGGAUGAGCAAAGAAAGAUCUUGAACGAAACCAUUCAAGAUGCCAAAUUACUUGGAUGUGACGAUGGAUCCGGACCCGGUCUCUCCAUUGCCAAUCAAACUGGCGAAUCUUUGAACCUACCGGAUAUUGAACGAAAGGCCUUGAUCAUUGCCAUGAGUCUUCACGAAAAAGGUCGAUUCGCUUUGAAGCAGAAGAACUACGAUUUGGCCUUGAUCCUUUUGUUAGAAGCCAGGAGCGAAUACUCCCAAUGUCGAUCCGACAUUCUACAUCGAGUGGAUAAUUAUGCUCUGCUGAAUCUGGACAUUGCAUGGUGUUACCUGAAGCUGGGGAAUGUGUCUCAGUUGCCCAAUGCCGAAGAUCGGCUCUCGGAAUGUGAGAACCUAUUGCGCAAGAGCUAUGGUCAAGACAUGGAACGAGUGGUCCAAGUGAAAGGUCAAGCUGAUACCGAGAAGGCUAUCUACGUGCGAAUGCACCUACUCCAAGGGAUUGCCGCCUUUCAUCAAGGCCACAAAAGUCGAGCCGGGGCUCUGUUGGCUUUGGCUAAAUCCGAGUUGGCCGAACUUGAUGUGUCUGAGGACGCUUUAAGUGAGGUUGUGGCCUUGGGCUACUCGGAGAAAGAGGCCAGGUUGGCCUUAAGGGCCACCAAAGGAAACCUGGCUGAGGCUGUGACCUUGGCUCAAAAUCAGAGAGAAGAGCGAAGGCGUGUCAAAGAAGAGGAGGUGGAGCGGAAGCGAAAGCGACAAAAGUUCGGAAAAACCCAAGAUGGGCGGUUUGUUAACAUUGGAUUUGUCCAGACCAUGGUGAACAUGGGCAUCGGUGAGGAUUUUGCAGUGGAAGCUCUCCGGCAAACUAAUAACUCCAUUGAAGAGGCUAUUGCCGCUGUGCAAGACAAUCCCGAUAUGAUUGAAGCCGCGCUUUUGACCUCCCUAGAGGACCAAAGGAAUCAAGCAGGCAGCUCCGAUUCAAAGACAAAGGCCGAGUUCAAAAAAGAUGUGAAGAAGGCCAAGUCUGAGGCCGUCAAACGCAUGAAAAGCGAAACGGGCGGACUUGGGAAGGAUGACGAUCAUUUAGACCUGGACUUGAAGGAAGAAACGGACUUGGUCCAAAAAUAUCUUGGGUUUCUGACGGCAUGAUGAAUAACAUCAUUUUUAUUAUCUUAAGUAAAGAACGUGUACAGAUUGCAGCAAGACAGGGAGACUUUGUUCAGUUUCUGCCGAAUUAUAAAUACAGCACCUGAGGAACACAGAACAACAUCUCGUUGCGUCAUACGCAUUUUAACCCUACAUUGAAGGUGGAUGAUUGGGAAACCCAAGAGAAGAAAUGACCCCGUUCUUGUUGAAGCCCCUGUCUCUGACAAAAGCGCAAGCUUCCCCGGACGAAAUGCGUAUGUCGGUCAUUUGUCGGACAACAAUUGGCGUCAUGUUGCUCGUUUGUUGAGUGAAACAACAUAGUAUGUGAUUGUAAUAAACAUUUAU
Tigriopus californicus is the source of this 2124-nucleotide messenger RNA. RefSeq names its product NEDD8 ultimate buster 1-like. Gene Ontology annotation, biological process: regulation of ubiquitin-dependent protein catabolic process. NCBI's taxonomy places the organism in Eukaryota, Metazoa, Arthropoda, Copepoda, Harpacticoida, Harpacticidae. The record is from RefSeq and is a predicted model, not a curated record. The transcript has 5 exons. Gene Ontology annotation, molecular function: protein binding. Bases 73 to 1782 code for a protein of 569 amino acids.